UGUUUUUUUAACAUAUCUAGUAAGACAGGAGUUAGGAAUUACCAAGAGUCUUGUAGCUCAAUUGACACCUUUUAGUGUUUCCAAUGGAGAUGUCUAGGGUUCAAAUUCCCCCUCCCCCAAAUAUUGAAUUAUCCAUAAAAAAAGAAAAGAAAAGAAAAAGAUGGGGGGUUAGGAAGUGUGAUUGGUGAUUGGUGAUUGAAAUGGUGGGUAAAUUAUCGAAGGGUAUAGAAGCAAAUUUUGAAGGCAGCACUUGGUUGAUCAGCCAUGAAGAAGCCCUAAGCAUGGGGUUGGGCAAUUCUUCAAAUGGACACAGUUGUUGGCCUUAGGAUUCACUUUUUGCACUUCUUUGUUUUUAGAUUGCAGUAAGGCUAUGCUUAGGUAAUCUUAGCAUAGAGAUCCUAGUCUUCUAUAUCACGAUAUGAUCAGCCAUUGGUGACCUCAACAGCCACAUAGGAUGGGACAUCAAUUCAGCCGUAUAAUAACACAGAUAUUUGAGUGCGGCAUGAAUGUGCUAAAGGACUACCAACAAGCACAGGAUUCAGGACUGUAUGACAAUCACUGCUCAUGAAGAACCAGCACCUGGCAGCUAGAAUUGGAUGACGUGUUAAUGGCUUUACUUGGAGGAAAGUCAGUUUUGCAAGAUGUGAUAUGCAAAAAGCAUACCCAUCAGUUAUUGGUUCUCAUUGCAAACAAUUGUAACAACAAAACCAUGUGUGGGGCAGUUAGCUUCUGAUCAGCAGGGGCAGUGGAGAAGGAGGAGGAGGUGAGUCUAGAGGAAAAAAAAAAGAAAAAAUGAAGAACUUCAGGAAUAGGGAGAGACAGAAUUUUGGAAAAUAUAGAAAUAAAUGAGGUGAAGGUCUAAAAUUGGAAAGAUUGGAUGUUAGGGAAAAGGUUAUUUUUAGCUUGCUGCUUGAUUUUGGUUUCUGGGGGGCAAAGGUAGCCUGAAUCAAACUAGAGGUCUUAAUGAGAUGAAGACCAGAAAAGUUGAAAGCUCCAAAACCCCCUUUUCCCUCUUCAUGGAAACAAAUGAUAAAUUACCUUUUGCUGAACAAUAAGGACUACCAGGAUUCAAAGUGCAGUUGAUACUAUGGUGGACUGUCAAGACAAUGUGCUUAGUGCCAGAGUGAAUGAAAACAUAGGUGAUUUUGUGGAUGAAGUGCAUAACAGAGAUGUUGGGGUUAGUUCUCCUAAAAGGGAUGUUACAAUGUUUGAAGGGGAUACAGAUUUUGAGCCACGCAAUGGCAUUGAAUUUGAAUCACAUGAGGCAGCAUACUCAUUCUAUCAAGAAUAUGCCAAAUCUAUGGGAUUCACCACUUCAAUUAAAAACAGUCGUCGCUCAAAGAAAUCAAAAGAAUUUAUUGAUGCUAAAUUUGCAUGUUCCAGAUACGGAGUCACUCCAGAAUCAGAUAGUGGGAGUAGUCGGCGACCAAGCGUGAAAAAGACAGACUGCAAAGCCAGCAUGCAUGUGAAGAGAAAGGCAGAUGGGAAGUGGAUUAUUCAUGAAUUCAUAAAAGAGCAUAAUCAUGAACUUUUACCUGCUUUAGCAUAUCAUUUUCGGAUUCACAGAAAUGUAAAGUUAGCUGAAAAGAAUAAUAUUGACAUUUUGCAUGCUGUUAGUGAACGGACAAGAAAGAUGUAUGUUGAAAUGUCUAGACAAUCUGGUGGAUAUCAAAAUCUUGGGUUUCUUCAGGGUGACAUAAAUUAUCAGUUUGAUAAAGGCCGUUACUUGACUUUGGAUGAAGGAGAUGCCCAAGUUAUGCUUGAGUACUUUAAGCGUAUCCAAAAGGAGAAUCCAAACUUCUUUUAUGCGAUGGAUUUGAAUGAAGAGCAGCGUUUGAGAAAUCUGUUUUGGGUUGAUGCCAAAAGUAGGCAUGAUUACAUCAGUUUUAGUGAUGUUGUUUCUUUUGAUACCUCCUAUCUCAAAAGCAACGAUAAAUUGCCAUUUGCUCCUUUUGUUGGGGUGAACCAUCACUUCCAGUCCAUGUUGUUUGGAUGUGCGUUGGUUGCAGAUGAGACUAGAUCAACAUUUGUUUGGUUAAUGAAGACGUGGCUUAGAGCAAUGGGUGGGCAAGCUCCCAAAGUGAUAAUCACUGAUCAAGACAAAGCCUUGAAGGCAGCCAUUGAGGAAGUCUUCCCAAAUACACGCCAUUUCUUUUCUCUUUGGAAUAUAUUGGAAAAGAUCCCUGAAACUCUAGCUAAUGUGAUAAAACAGCAUGAGAAUUUUUUGCCAAAGUUUAACAAGUGCAUUCUCAAGUCAUGGACAGAUGAACAGUUUGACAUGAGGUGGUGGAAAAUAGUUACUAGAUUUGAACUUCAAGAUGAUGAAUGGAUACAGUCAUUGUAUGAAGAUCGAAAAAAGUGGGUGCCUAUUUAUAUGGGGGAUUCUUUUUUAGCUGGAAUGUCUACACCUCAGCGUUCCGAAAGUAUGAAUGCUUUCUUUGACAAGUACAUUCAUAAGAAAAUUACUCUCAAAGAGCUUGUGAAACAAUACGGGACAAUCCUACAAAAUAGGUAUGAAGAGGAAGCCAUAGCAGAUUUUGAUACAUGGCACAAACAGCCUGCAUUAAAAUCUCCUUCUCCUUGGGAAAAACAAUUGUCAACAGUUUACACUCAUGCAAUUUUUAAGAAAUUCCAAGUUGAGGUUUUGGGCGUAGUUGGCUGCCAUCCUAAAAAAGAAAGUGAAGAUGGAACAACUACUACUUUUAGGGUUCAAGAUUGUGAGAAGGAUGAAUAUUUUAUGGUAUUGUGGAAUGAAACAAGGUCAGAGGUUUCUUGUUUCUGUCGUUUGUUUGAAUACAAAGGUUUCCUUUGUAGACAUUCGAUGAUUGUUCUCCAAAUUUGUGGUCUUUCAAGCAUUCCACCCCAUUAUAUUUUGAAGAGGUGGACAAAAGAUGCAAAGAGCAGGGAAACAGUGGUUGAAGGAACAGAAAGGAUACAGACUAGGGUGCAGCGUUACAAUGAUUUAUGUAAAAGAGCCAUUGAAUUGAGUGAAGAGGGAUCAUUAUCUGAAGAGAGCUAUAGUAUUUCUUUUCGGGCACUAGUAGAAGCUCUGAAGAAUUGUGUGAAUGUGAAUAACAUUACCAUUAGUGCUGCAGAAUCUAGUGGCAAUGCUCUUGCUCUUCGUGAAGAAGAGGAGAGUCGAGGAAGCUUAGUAGCUAAAACAAGUAAGAAGAAAAGUACAUAUAAGAAAAGAAAGGUACCGGCAGAGCCAGAUGUUCUACUUGUUGAGCCACAAGACAGCUUACAACAGAUGGAUAAUCUAAGCUCAGAUGGGAUGUCCCUUACUGGAUAUUAUGGUGCCCAACAGAACGUGCAAGGACUGUUGAACUUAAUGGAGCCACCUCAUGAUGGGUACUAUGUAAAUCAACAUAGCAUCCAGGGGCUGGGUCAAUUGAAUUCAAUAGCACCUAGCCAUGAUGGUUUUUUUGGGACUCAACAAAGCAUUCAUGGGCUGGGGCAGUUGGAUUUUCGACCACCAGCAAAUUUCAGUUAUAGCCUUCAGUUGCAGGAUGAGCCCCAUUUAAGAACUACACAGUUGCACGGCAGUGCUUCGAGGCAUGCAUGAGGAAGAAACAUCUUCCAUGUUGGCUGCAGUGAUAGUUGCCUCAUGGAGGUGGCUAAAUCCAUACCCAAUGUUAUGUUGGGUAAUUGGAAUGGUAAAUCCAUGAAGUGGUUCCAGAUCCUUCACCACUUUAGUUUCCUGUUCGGAUAAAAAAGAAGCCAAAUGCAUUAACAAUUGAAGGUAAAAGAUUUCCUGUAUAUUUACGGGGGGAAGUUACUUUGCGGAAUUCAAGCUGUGGUUAUAUUUAUUCCCCAGAAAUGACAUAAGAAAGGAAAGACAAAAUAAUCCUAUUUUAUGCCCCAUAGCUUAGCUGUGCUGAAAUCACAAUUCACAACUUGAGGGCAGGACCAGAUUACUCCUGCUGCAGGAGUAAUCUAGAUCAAUUUAGUGGAUCCAUCUCUUAAGGAACAGAAUGCUUGUAAGCCAUUAGAAGAAUAAAAUUAAUGCUUUUCGUGGAGAAACAUACUUCUAAUGGCUGAGAUGCAAAGGAUGUCUUUGCCUGGGUGCCAAUUUAAAGAAAAUACUUUGCCUUGUUCUUGUGCAUUGUAGAAUUACUGCAAACGGCUCUUUGUAAAUGCUCCAUGUAUCAUUAUGUUUGAAAUUGAUUUAGUUCUGUGGAUUAGAUCUGCUUCUGCCCCUGUCAAUCUUCACUGGAUUGUAUCGGCAAUCUGUUCUGUAAGAUGUGUAUGUUCAUGCAGGAAGUGGCAAAAUGGACAUGUUUUUGUUCAUGAAGUUCCUCAGUUUCCCCUAGUGGAAAUCAGUUAUUAAAAGCGGGUUACGAUGUUUUGUAUAA
Messenger RNA from Quercus lobata, 4355 nucleotides. RefSeq names its product FRS (FAR1 Related Sequences) transcription factor family (gene FAR1). Lineage: Eukaryota; Viridiplantae; Streptophyta; Magnoliopsida; Fagales; Fagaceae. Bases 1088 to 3565 code for a protein of 825 amino acids. Gene Ontology annotation, biological process: regulation of DNA-templated transcription. Gene Ontology annotation, molecular function: zinc ion binding. The record is from RefSeq and is a predicted model, not a curated record. The transcript is spliced from 9 exons.